Messenger RNA from Beta vulgaris subsp. vulgaris (sugar beet), 2359 nucleotides. RefSeq lists its product as hypothetical. The record is from RefSeq and is a predicted model, not a curated record. NCBI's taxonomy places the organism in Eukaryota, Viridiplantae, Streptophyta, Magnoliopsida, Caryophyllales, Amaranthaceae. The transcript is spliced from 2 exons. Gene Ontology annotation, cellular component: membrane. Gene Ontology annotation, molecular function: glycosyltransferase activity. Bases 837 to 1985 code for a protein of 382 amino acids.
UCGCCCGACAAAAGCAACUAAUGCGUGAUAUUUACAAUAAGACAUGCUCCAAAACCUGCAAAAUCUCCUCCCUACUCCUUCGUCUUUUCGUCAUCACUCUCCUAAAUUUUUCUACAUCCAGAUUCUUUCAUUAUCUCUCUCUUAUUUCUUUAUUUCGCUAUUUUCUUAUAAAAUAUUUCCCAGAUUUCUUCUUUUCUCUGACUCACCCCUAAUUUUUUAAUAUAUAUUUUUCCACUUUUUUGACUACCCAUUAUUGCCAACUAGCCGGCGUAAUUAUAGAAAUAAAUUGUUUUAAAUUUCCCCUUUGAUUUUAAUUUUUGAAAUUAUUUAUUUCCAUUUUAAUGUUAUUCUGUUAGUUAUUUUAUAACAUGUAAAUUUAUUUAGUUACGGUUCUUCAUUUGUCAGUUUCUCGACCUUUUACUCAGCAUAUCAGCUCUGAUCUUUCUUUCCUUUUUUGACUCAAAUGUUCUGAAUUAUAAAUCAUUUUGUCCUGAAAACAGAGCUUUUUAUAUGAUUUGGUGAUAUGUUGUUUUAUAGAUCUGACAUCGUUAUUGAUGCGCAGUGAGAAAUUUGACUGCCCAUCUCAAGGUUAAAUUCUGGGUAAUAUCCAUUUUCUUAGAACUUUGAGUUUUUUGGGGGUAAAAAUUUGAUUUUGUGGAGUGAUUUCAGCUAAAAGGGUGUUCAGGGUUUUGAUUUUGUUAAGGUGAAGUAUACCCAGAAAAGUUUUCAUUUCAGAUACCAAAAAAAGCUGUUAUUUGAGUAAUUUUUUCCCAAUAUAGCUGUUUUUUUUUUUUUUUUUAAUAUAGUUUUUAAGAAUAUACGUAGUUUGAAGGAAGAUGCAAACAAGGGUUAUGUCAUUAGAAGAAGGGAAGGACCCUAGUCCUGUGAUUAGAACAAGGGUUUUGCCAGUGAGACUACUUUUGAUACUGUUCAUGUUCUUGAUUUUAUGUGCUUUAUUUUCAUUCAUUAGUCUAAGUACAUUUAAGAGAUAUGGGUUUGAUGGUAUGGUGGGUGUAGUUAAGCCUAGCUAUCAGCCGUGUAUCGGCGAGUCGAGUGGUUUAGAUCGAUGGAUUAGACCUCCAUCUAAUUUGAUGCAUACAAUGAGUGAUGAAGAGUUGUUUUGGAGAGCUACAUUGGUGCCUAGAAUAAGGAAGUACCCUUUUAAUAGGACUCCCAAGAUUGCUUUUAUGUUCUUGACAAAGGGUCCAUUGCCAUUAGCACCUCUUUGGGAGAGGUUCUUUAAGGGACACGAAGGGCGGUAUUCGAUCUAUAUUCACUCGUUGCCAUCUUAUGACGAGGAGUUUCCUCCAACAUCUGUUUUCUAUAGAAGAAAUAUACCUAGCCAAUUAACGCAAUGGGGGACAAUGAGCUUAUGUGAUGCCGAAAGAAGGCUCCUUGCCAAUGCAUUGCUUGAUAUCUCAAAUGAGCGGUUCAUUCUUCUUUCAGAAUCUUGCAUUCCACUCUACAAAUUUAGCUUCAUUCAAAAUUACAUUACAAAUUCCAAGUAUAGCUUUAUUGGUGCAUUUGAUGAUGUUGGACCAUUUGGGAGGGGAAGAUAUGAUGAGAACAUGGCCCCCGAGGUUAACAUAACCGAAUGGCGUAAAGGAUCUCAAUGGUUUGAAAUUAAUAGAAGACUAGCAAUCAAUAUUGUAGAGGACACCAUCUUUUACCCCAAGUUUGAAGCAUUCUGUAAGCCAAAUUGUUAUGUGGAUGAGCACUAUUUCCCCACCAUGCUAACCAUCCGAGCGGCAAAUCUUUUGGCAAACCGAAGCAUCACUUUGGUGGAUUGGUCAAGAGGUGGGUCCCAUCCUGCUACGUUUGGUAAAGGAGAUGUUACUGUAGAUUUCUUGAAGAAGAUUAGAGAGAAAACGACUUGCACGUACAAUGGUAGAAAUACUACCGUUUGCUAUCUCUUUGCUAGGAAAUUUGCACCGAGUACGUUGGAACCGUUGUUGGAAGUAGCACCUAAGGUUUUUGAUUUUUGACAACAUCUGAUUUUGAAGGUUGCAAACAUGAAAAUUGCAGAGUAUAGAGGAUUUUUCAGAAGUUUCGAUCAUGAAGUAUAAAACUGCAACUUCUAGUUUUUGCUGUGUAGUGUGUAUGCAUGCAGAUGACUUCAUGCUGCAUCCUUUAUCUUAAAUCACCCAGAAUGUUUCUGGUGUACAGCACUGUUAAGCGCACCGGUAUCAUAUUAGGAGUGUUAUUUUGGUGAUACACAUACACUGAUACAUUGAUACUUGUAGAUUUUUAGAAUAAUGAUGGAUGUAAUUGAGGCUUAGAUUUUUUGCACGUUGAUAUUUGUGCAUAGGCGUGUCAAAACAUAAGAUGUUGCAUAAAUUAUUGAAGAAUAUUAGUGAUA